Molecule: messenger RNA, 1181 nt
Organism: Mya arenaria
Lineage: Eukaryota; Metazoa; Mollusca; Bivalvia; Myida; Myidae
Exons: 4
Coding region: 82-447 (121 amino acids)
Source: RefSeq, a predicted model, not a curated record
AGCCAGAUCAGUCCUACCUAAAAUUAUUACAUAAAAGGCAAUGUGAGCGAGCGCUUAGCUCAUUCAUCCAGACUUGUCAGAAUGCUUCGUUUUGUAAUUGUGGGACUAUUCGUGGCGGUGUUUGUUUCGCUUCCUUCUGUUAGGACCGAUGAUGAACUGACCAAACAAGAGGUCCUAGAAGCGGUAGAAAGAGCGCUAGAUGGUCAACUCAAGGAUACAGACGUCCAGCCAACUGGUGACAGCGAAAUCGAAGAAUUCUGUGACGGAAAUCAAAAAUGCAAGCAGUGUUUUGCCACAUGCGACGGUGAUGAGCAAUGUGCAAUAAACUGCGUGCUGCGCAUCCGUCGGGAUGAUAAAGACAAACAAGGAAGUGAAAGAAAGCGAUGGUGGGGGUGGCGGACCCUCCGCCGCAGCAUCACCCCUUCGCCGAAGCAGACAUCCUGUUAGUGACAUUUCCAGAUGGUCGAUUAGGAGUUUUUAGGGUCUUGUUGUAACAGAACGGCUAAAAAACAAAGCAUGAUUAAUGAAGAGAAAAAAGUGCUUACGAACAGUGUUAAUUACUUGCCUGUCGAAAUUUAAAAUUGGUAUUUAUAGUAAUUAUUAUUUAAGGGAAUAUGCCUAAUCAUUUAUUUUUAAUUUUAAUGCAUUAUAAUGUUUAACUCUUUUGACUUACAUGAUAAAAAACACACAAAAAAACCCCAAAACAUAUGAAAUAAUAAUGCAUAAAAGAAAAAAAUAAUAAUUAAAUGAAUCUAUAUUUUGUCCUUUUAAGAGAAACAACAAAACAUAACCUUGAACAUUCUAUUAGCUGUAACGCAUCACCGAAUUUGUGAAAAUUCAUUUUUGAAAUUAUAUUAACACAAAUUUCUAUAAGAUACGAUUGUGCAGAUUUUGAAAGCGAUUAGUUUUCAAACAUUUCGUUUUAAUGGAAUCUAUGUAAACGAUAGAAGUGUUACAUCCAGCAUUGCAUAACACGAGUGCUAGCAUUUUUCCUUUGAUUUAAACUUGAUGCUAUUAGCACACUCGCAGUUGAAAUAUGAAACUCGCGAUGCGCAUGUUUUGACAAAAUCUACAACAUCGUAUCUUUAACUAACACCCACCUGUGUACAUGGAAUUUUAUAUUCGUAUUUCUUUCUCUUAAUAACCUUGUCCCUGUUUUGUAAAAUAAGUUCUGAAAAAUA